Messenger RNA from Anoplophora glabripennis (Asian longhorned beetle), 1859 nucleotides. RefSeq names its product switch-associated protein 70. Lineage: Eukaryota; Metazoa; Arthropoda; Insecta; Coleoptera; Cerambycidae. Gene Ontology annotation, cellular component: cytoplasm; nucleus. The record is from RefSeq and is a predicted model, not a curated record. The coding region runs from base 119 to 1723 and encodes 534 amino acids. The transcript has 5 exons.
AUAAACAAAACAAAAUCAACCAGUGGCAAUCAGCUGGUCGUAGUGGGCGUAUCGCGGCAUUCGCGGCAGCCUGUGAUUCACGUGCGAAGUAACUGUCUGCCUUCGAAAUGUAGUGAGUAUGGCUCUGUUGCUCGAAAACAUAUCCAACUGCGUGUGGCUGGCGUUUGAAGCCCUGCAGCAGGACAAAUCCGGGUUUGUGCACAAGUCGAAACUUAAGGUACUGACUGCCAACAUCGGAACUCUGCUUGACCUAUACGGUGUGGAGAGAGGACUGGAGCAUUUCCGAAGCACCCCUACCUUAAACUUCGACCAAUUCAAGUAUUACCUCCAGAAAGAAGUCUUCUCGUCCCUACCCAACAAGCUGCAACUCCCAGAACUUCGUUCGUUCGAAAACCGAAUCGCAGAAGUGUGCUGGCUGGUAUGCCGGAAGAAAUACCUCCAGAGGGACCAGAAAAUCUUCACCGACGAGUCCAUAUUCCAGAUAUUUAGAAUAUUCUGCGUCCUAGCCGAACUGAUCCCCGACGAAAACAAUGAAAAUACUUACCAGGUGCUGCUGCACCCCACCGAAGUGUGCAGCCUCGCCCAAACCCUUGCCUCCUCCUUGGGAUGUUUCUUUGACGAAGAGGACUUCACCAGCUUAAGCAUCUCGAUGGGCAAUUUCCGUCUCACGCCGUUCAUAGCAGUGCUGGAAUCUCGUUGUCUCGACGGCGUCAGAGACCAAGUCGCCAUAAGCGAGGCAGUGACAGACAUCUACCAAAAAAUCGUGGAGGACGUGAUAAAAAAAGGAUUCCUCUGUAAGAAGGGGUACAUUUUUCCCACGAUGAGGGAGUACUGGUUCGUUCUUCGACCUUCCGAAUUGACUUUCUUCAAAGGAAGAUCCGAAAAGGACCGGUGCGGUUCUCUGCCGAUAGAACCCGGUUGUAAAAUUGAACCGAAGACUGGAUACAGGAUCCUAUUACAUACCCCGGAGAGAUCUUUUGAGUUGGGUACCACGGAUCAUAUGAGCAGACUUCAGUGGAUAUCUGCUCUUCAGCUCGCCGCAGACCAUUCAGGUGGUUUCCAGAGUUACCAGAGGCUCCAAGCGGCCAAGAGGCGCCUACAGAGACAGGGUCGGGUUCAAGAGAUGAUUCGAGCCAAAGUCCUGCUGCAGAAAGAGAAAAAUGCGAGGCAGGCCGCCGAAGGGCAAGCGAAGGAACUGGAAGCGGUGGUGAAGGAAGAAGCGAAAAAACUAACAGAGCUCGAACAGAUCAGGAGCAAACUGGAGAAGCUGUUGGAGGAGGAGACUCAGGCUAAACGAGACGAAGAAAUCGUCAGAGGAUUGCAAGCUCGGGUUCUGGCCGAGGAGUGGGAGAAGAGAGAGGAGCUAGAGAGGUUGCAAGAGGAGCAAAAGUUGUUACUAGAGGAAGAGAGGGUGAAGCGGAAGGAGUACGAGGAUCUCCAGAAGCGGAAAGAAUUCCAGCUAAGAAAUGCCGAAGACAGACUCGCCCAGCUAGAAAAAGAACGUCAGGAUCUGGACAAGCAGUUGCGAUCGGCCCACGAAAAGAUAAAGUUCUCGGAGGACAGGAAGGAGUUGCUCGAGGCGAAACUGUACCAGGUGGCGCCCAUGCUGAGGGAGGGCGAUAGAGUGAGACGGGCGCACUCUUUCAUGCCUAGCACGAAAGAGAGGCCCGUGCUGUUAGAAGUGAGAGCAGCCACUUUGAAAAGGUCGAGUAAGAACGUGUAACCUCCAAGUAACUCAAAGAAUCGUUGAUACGGAUGGUUGUUUUUGAUUUAUUUAAUUUCCUUGCCUAAUAAGUUUAAAUUUACUAAUGGAACUUUUUUAUAUGUCGUUUUUGUAAAAUUAAAGUUUGAAAACUGAG